Molecule: messenger RNA, 2895 nt
Organism: Pleuronectes platessa (European plaice)
Lineage: Eukaryota; Metazoa; Chordata; Actinopteri; Pleuronectiformes; Pleuronectidae
Gene: ephb2a
Product: eph receptor B2a
Exons: 15
Coding region: 4-2895 (963 amino acids)
Biological process (GO): central nervous system projection neuron axonogenesis; axon guidance; cell surface receptor protein tyrosine kinase signaling pathway
Cellular component (GO): plasma membrane; neuron projection
Molecular function (GO): ATP binding; transmembrane-ephrin receptor activity; protein binding
Source: RefSeq, a predicted model, not a curated record
CUAAUGGAUUCAACAACAGCAACUGCAGAACUUGGUUGGACCAUCUAUCCAUCACAGGGGUGGGAAGAAGUUAGCGGCUAUGAUGAAAACAUGAACACCAUCCGAACUUACCAGGUUUGCAAUGUCUUCGAUAGCAGCCAGAACAACUGGGUACGCACCAAAUACAUCCGCCGUCGUGGUGCUCAGCGCAUUCAUGUCCAGAUGAAGUUCUCAGUUCGUGACUGCAGUUCUAUACCCAAUGUUCCAGGCUCCUGCAAGGAAACCUUCAACCUAUACUACUAUGAGUCUGACUCGGAAACAGCUACUAAAUCAUCACCACCCUGGAUGGAGAACCCCUGGGUGAAAGUGGACACUAUAGCAGCUGAUGAAAGUUUCUCUCAAGUAGAUCUUGGUGGUCGCAUCAUGAAGAUAAACAGUGAAGUCCGGAGUUUUGGACCUGUUUCACGCAAUGGCUUCUACCUUGCUUUCCAGGAUUAUGGUGCCUGCAUGUCACUCAUCGCUGUUCGGGUCUUCUACAGGAAAUGUCCCCAAGUGGUCCUUAAUGGUGCUAUCUUUACCGAGACCCUGUCUGGAGCAGAGGGCACUUCAUUGGUAGCAGCCAGAGGGGUGUGCAUUCCCAAUGGGGAGGAGGUGGAUGUACCCAUUAAGCUGUACUGUAAUGGGGAUGGGGAGUGGAUGGUACCCAUCGGGCGCUGCGUGUGCAAAACCGGGUAUGAAGCGAUGGAAAAUGGUACAGUCUGCAGAGCUUGUGUAUCAGGUUUCUUUAAGGCCUCACAGGGAGACCAAAAAUGUCUGCAGUGCCCCAUUAACAGUCGAACCACAAGCGAGGGAGCAACUAACUGUGUCUGCCGCAGCAACUUCUACCGCUCUGACUCUGACCCUCCGCAGAUGCCCUGUACUACUGUCCCAUCAGCUCCACAAAACGUCAUCUCCAUAGUAAAUGAGACCUCUCUGAGGCUGGAGUGGAGCCAACCACAGGCGGCUGGUGGCCGAGAAGAUGUGGUCUACAACAUCAUAUGUAAGAGCUGUGGCAGUGGACGAGGCGGCUGCACCCGCUGUGGAGACAACGUACAGUUUGUCCCACGCCAGCUGGGACUCACCGACACCAGUGUCCACAUCAGCGACCUCCUGGCUCAUACCCAGUACACCUUUGAAAUACAGGCUGUCAAUGGAGUGUCAGACCAGAGUCCAUAUUCACCACAGUACACAUUUGUCAACAUCACUACCAACCAGGCUUCACCAUCAGCAGUGUCCAUUAUCCACCAGGUCAGCAGAACUCCUAAUAGCAUCACACUGUCCUGGUCUCAGCCUAAUCAGCCCAAUGGAGUUAUCUUGGACUAUGAACUGCAGUACUAUGAGAAGAACCAGGCAGAGUGGAACUCAUCUCUAACAAGGAGUCAGACCAACACUGCACUCAUACAAAGCCUGAAGCCUGGAACUAUUUACAUCUUUCAGGUUCGAGCUCGGACUGUUGCUGGGUUUGGACGCUUCAGUGGCAAAAUGCACUUCCAAACGAUGACUGAAGAUGAAUAUAACUCCAGUAUCCAGGAGAAGCUCCCUCUCAUAAUUGGUUCAGCUGCUGCAGGGGUGGUUUUCAUCAUUGCCAUCUCUGUCUUUAUCAUUGUCUGCCACAGGAGAAGUUCAGACAGACCAGAAUCAGAAUAUACAGACAAACUACAGCAUUAUAACACUGGACACAUGUCACCAGGAAUGAAGAUAUACAUUGACCCCUUCACAUAUGAAGACCCCAAUGAAGCAGUCAGAGAGUUUGCCAAGGAGAUUGACAUUUCCUGUGUGAAGAUUGAACAAGUGAUUGGUGCAGGAGAGUUUGGGGAAGUGUGUAGUGGAAACCUUCGUCAGCCUGGGAAGAGAGAGAUCCUUGUGGCUAUUAAGACACUAAAGGCGGGAUACACUGAACGCCAGAGGCGGGACUUUCUAAGUGAGGCAUCAAUCAUGGGCCAAUUUGACCAUCCCAACAUAAUCCAUCUAGAGGGGGUUGUGACCAAGAGCAACCCUGUGAUGAUCAUUACUGAGUUCAUGGAGAAUGGAUCCCUUGACUCCUUCCUCAGGCAAAAUGACGGGCAGUUCACAGUGAUCCAGCUGGUGGGAAUGCUGCGUGGUAUAGCCGCUGGCAUGAAGUACCUGUGUGACAUGAACUAUGUCCAUCGUGAUCUAGCGGCCCGGAACAUCCUGGUCAACAGCAACCUAGUGUGCAAAGUAUCUGAUUUUGGUUUGUCACGCUUUCUUGAGGAUGAUACUUCAGACCCCACAUACACCAGCGCUCUGGGGGGAAAGAUUCCCAUUAGGUGGACAGCACCAGAGGCUAUCCAGUACAGAAAGUUCACCUCUUCCAGUGAUUGUUGGAGCUAUGGAAUCGUCAUGUGGGAAGUGAUGUCAUAUGGAGAGAGGCCCUACUGGGACAUGAGCAAUCAAGAUGUUAUCAAUGCAAUAGAGCAGGACUACAGGUUACCCCCCCCUAUGGAUUGUCCCAGUGCACUGCAUCAGUUGAUGCUGGACUGCUGGCAGAAAGACCGGAACAACCGACCUAAAUUCAGCCAGAUUGUCAGCACCUUGGACAAGAUGAUCCGCAACCCCAACAGCCUCAAGGCUUUGACUCCACUGUCAUCAAGUGUUCACUUACCUCUGCUUGAUCGCAAUACUCCAGACUUCUCUUCUUUUAGCACAGUGGAUGAGUGGCUGGAUGCCAUUAAGAUGGGCCAGUACAAGGAGAAUUUUGUCAACGAAGGAUUCACCAGCUUUGAGUUGGUCUCUCAAAUGACCACUGAGGACAUCCUCAGAGUGGGAGUGACAUUAGCUGGGCACCAGAAAAAGAUCCUCAACAGCAUCCAGUCCAUGAGGGCCCAGAUGAACCAGAUCACUUCUGUAGAAGUGUAA